This is a messenger RNA of Perca fluviatilis (European perch), 2838 nucleotides long. It is a transcript of the gene atp2c1, whose product is annotated as ATPase secretory pathway Ca2+ transporting 1. Gene Ontology annotation, cellular component: Golgi membrane; plasma membrane; endoplasmic reticulum. The transcript has 16 exons. Lineage: Eukaryota; Metazoa; Chordata; Actinopteri; Perciformes; Percidae. The annotation marks the transcript as partial. Gene Ontology annotation, molecular function: P-type calcium transporter activity; ATP hydrolysis activity; ATP binding. Gene Ontology annotation, biological process: calcium ion transmembrane transport; manganese ion transport; intracellular calcium ion homeostasis. The record is from RefSeq and is a predicted model, not a curated record.
UGCGCCCUGCUCUCCUUCAGUCUGGCGGUCGCUGCCAUCCCAGAGGGUUUACCCAUCGUGGUGACGGUGACGCUGGCGCUGGGCGUGAUGCGCAUGGUGAAGAAAAGAGCCAUCAUCAAGAAGCUUCCCAUCGUAGAAACUCUGGGCUGCUGUAACGUGAUCUGCUCCGACAAGACGGGGACUCUGACCAAGAACGAGAUGACCGCCACUCAGCUGUUCACAUCGGACGGACUCCACGCUGAGGUGACCGGCGUCGGCUACAACGGAGCGGGAGAAGUUUUACUGGACGGGGAGGUCAUCCACGGCUUCUCCUGCCCGUCAAUCAGCAAGAUCGUGGAGGUUGGCUGUGUGUGUAAUGACUCCAUCAUCAGGAACCACACUCUGCUGGGACGACCGACCGAGGGAGCGCUCGUCGCCCUUGCCAUGAAGAUGGGGCUGGAGAGCCUGCAGCAGGAGUAUGUCCGUCUGGAGGAGCAUCCCUUCAGCUCGGAGCAGAAGUGGAUGGCCGUCCGCUGUGUUCACCGCACCCUGCAGGAUAAGCCGGGAGUUUACUUCAUGAAGGGAGCGUAUGAGCAGGUGAUCCGCCUCUGCAGCUCCUAUAGCAGCCGAGGAUCCACACUGUCCCUGAACCACCAGCAGAGGGAGCUGUACCAGCAGCAGAUCAGCUACAUGGGCUCAGCUGGUCUCAGAGUCCUGGCGUUUGCGUCGGGCUCCGAGAUGGGGAACCUGACCUUCCUGGGUCUGGUGGGCAUCAUCGACCCCCCCAGGACCGGGGUCAAAGAGGCCGUGGGCGCGCUCAUCAGCUCCGGAGUCGCCAUCAAGAUGAUCACGGGAGACUCCAAGGAAACCGCUGUGUCCAUAGCCAGCCGGCUGGGUCUGUACUCUAAAGGCUGCCAGUGUUUGUCUGGAGAAGAGGUGGACAACCUGGACCUGCAGCAGCUUUCAAACAUCGUCUCCAGGAUAGCGGUGUUUUAUCGAGCCAGUCCCCGACACAAGCUGAAGAUAGUCAAGUCGCUCCAGAACAUCGGCGCCGUGGUGGCCAUGACGGGCGACGGGGUGAACGACGCCGUGGCGCUGAAAGCGGCCGACAUCGGCGUGGCGAUGGGCCAGACGGGCACCGACGUCUGCAAGGAGGCGGCCGACAUGAUCCUAGUGGACGACGACUUCCAGACCAUCAUGUCGGCCAUCGAGGAAGGAAAAGGAAUUUACAACAACAUUAAAAACUUUGUCCGCUUCCAGCUGAGCACGAGUAUUGCAGCUCUGACGCUCAUCUCCUUGGCAACGCUGAUGAACUUCCCCAACCCGCUGAACGCCAUGCAGAUCCUGUGGAUCAACAUCAUCAUGGACGGCCCUCCCGCUCAGAGUUUGGGCGUGGAGCCGGUGGACCGGGACGUUAUCAGACAGCCUCCCCGUAACGUGAGAGACAGCAUCAUCACUCGCAGUCUGCUGGUCAAGGUGCUGGUGUCGGCCUUCGUCAUCGUCUGUGGGACGCUGUUCGUCUUCUGGAGAGAGUUGCAGGACAACGUGAUCACUCCUCGAGACACCACCAUGACCUUCACCUGCUUCGUCUUCUUCGACAUGUUCAACGCUCUGAGCUCGCGUUCUCAGACUCGGAUGGUGCAUGAGAUGGGUCUGUGCAGUAACCGGACCUUCUGUUAUGCCGUCCUGGCCUCCAUCAUGGGUCAGCUGCUCGUCAUCUACUUCCCUCCUCUACAGAACGUCUUCCAGACGGAGAGCCUCAGCAUCUUUGACCUGCUGUUCCUGGUGACCCUCACGUCCUCGGUGUGCGUCGUGUCCGAGGCCAUCAAGAUGGUGGAGCGGUGGAGGGGAGCGGAGAGGAAAAGCCCGCCCUCCGACUGCUUCCACGAGGUAUGACCUCCCCUCCCUCCACACACACACACACACACACACACACACACACACACACACACACACACACACACACACGAAAUGAAGGACUCUGACGUUUGGAGGAAGAAGAAGAAGAAGAGGAGUGUGAUGUUUUUUUUAGGAUCUUACAACAAAUGGCACUGACUAAUUAAGACUGCGAGGACUUGUGGGAUUUUUAGUUUUUCCUGCGAGCUUCUCCGGAGAAACUCCGGUCUGGGACUGGAGGAAGUUCCCCGGCAGCUUCGGGAGGUGAGUUAACAGACUGGACUUUGGUGAAACUGGGAGGACAAGAUGCAUGCUGGGAGAUCAGACCCUUUACUAGAGCUCCACAGCAGCCGUUUGUUCGUGCUCGGGCCUUGCCGUAGACUACCGACCGUAGCUUUCGGGGGGGGAACGUACCGAACACAGCUUCCAGUUUCGAUAUUUAGGACGUAAGAAUCAAUGCUAUAGAGAAAUGUGCAAUUCUCUUCCGGUCUUUCUUUCUUUCUUUCUUUUUGUAUCCUUUAGAAGGUGUUGACCACUACUCAGCGUUUUCAUGAUUGAUAUUGAUAACUUCAUGUUUUGAUUCCUCUAUAGAUGGUUUACAGUUAAUUCACCUAGGUGGAGGUAUAACGGUACAAAAUGUCUAGUCCGUUACAAAGUUCUUGUUGUUUUUUUUUUGUUUUUUUUAGCUCAGCCAGGAAAAGAAAAUGUUUAAUUUCUUUCUGUUUUAUUUAGGAAAAAGUUCUAAUUUCUGCUGUAAAAAUUAAAACACUAUAAGAUUUACUUAUAUUUCAAUUAUUUAAAGAAGCUAAGGCGUUAUGUCAGUGUCGCUGUGUGCACUUAAAGGAACAUUGCAGUUCACAUCGAGCGUAAUGCUUUAGUUUUGUGGUUUUUUCUACGGAAGUCUAUGACUGCCAAUAUUUAAGAAGAUAAUUAAAGCAAAUUCAAAUAAAAUUUUCAUCAUAA